This is a messenger RNA of Trametes versicolor FP-101664 SS1, 660 nucleotides long. RefSeq lists its product as uncharacterized. Lineage: Eukaryota; Fungi; Basidiomycota; Agaricomycetes; Polyporales; Polyporaceae. The coding region runs from base 1 to 660 and encodes 219 amino acids. The transcript is spliced from 5 exons. Gene Ontology annotation, cellular component: membrane; cytoplasm. The record is from RefSeq and is a predicted model, not a curated record.
AUGAGCGCAGUCGCGGCACCCCACAAGAUGAACCCGCUGCUCGCGGCGUACCUGCGCAGCCUCUCCACGAACCCCCUGCGCACCAAGGCGAUCACCACAGCGUUCCUGCAGUUCUUCCAGGAGAUCCUCGCGUCGCACCUCGCGGGCGUGCCACCCCCGCGCGUCGGCAAGAACGCGCCGUUCCUCGUGCACGUCCUCGCGCGCGCGCAGGUGUCCUCGAAGGCGUUCAAGAUGGCCGCGUACGGCUUCCUCGUGUCCGCGCCCAUGUCGCACACGCUCGUGAACGCGCUCCAGCGUGCCUUCGCGGGCAAGUCUGGGCUCACCGCGCGUCUCGGCAUGCUGCUCGCGAGCCAGCUCAUCGUCGCGCCCAUCCAGAUCUUCUCAUACCUGGCGUGCAUGGCGGUGAUUAACGGCGCGAAGUCUGUGGACGAAGUCUCAAAGACUGUGAAGGCUGGCUUCGGGAAAGUGAUUCGGGUGACGUGGAUGACUUCCCCGGUCUACACCGUCUUCGCCCAGCAAUUCUUGCCCACAGAGCUGUGGGUGCCGUUCUUCACCUUUAUGCAGUUCCUGACAGGGACCUACUUCAACACGAAAAUCAAGCGGAUGCAGAUCGAGGCCGCGGCGAAGGCCAAGAAGGACAAGGAGCCCAAGAAGGACUGA